Messenger RNA from Juglans microcarpa x Juglans regia, 2490 nucleotides. RefSeq names its product ATP-dependent DNA helicase Q-like 2. The record is from RefSeq and is a predicted model, not a curated record. Gene Ontology annotation, biological process: DNA replication; double-strand break repair via homologous recombination. The transcript has 21 exons. Gene Ontology annotation, cellular component: mediator complex; chromosome; cytoplasm. Gene Ontology annotation, molecular function: four-way junction helicase activity; nucleic acid binding; ATP binding. NCBI's taxonomy places the organism in Eukaryota, Viridiplantae, Streptophyta, Magnoliopsida, Fagales, Juglandaceae. The coding region runs from base 216 to 2336 and encodes 706 amino acids.
CGAGACGAGACGAGGUGAAAAUUGUUUCCAAGUUUCAAGUAUCUAACUCCAACUUGUCUCCCAUAUGCAUUAGCACGCUCGUGACGGCUCGCUCGGUGAUCAAGCACUCAUCCCCCGUUCUCUUUUUAGACGACGAAAAACGAAUUUCCGAAGGCUCAUACCCUUCGGACAUUUAUCACACGAUCGUAGGCUGGGGUUGCCAUUUGCCCCCGGGAAUGGAAACCCAGUUGAUACUCGAGGAGCUGCUUCACGUAGAGGUUGAGAUUCAAGACGUCCAAGACCAUAUAAACAGGUUACUUGAGCGGCAAGAGAAGCUGUAUGAAAGACAGACUGAAUUGAAAGCCUUGUUGGAAGCAUGUGAAGGAUCAGGAGAUCCUGUUGCAGAUGGUGCUUCAGCUACUGUUGAAAACUGGUCUGGAGCAUUUGAGUGGGAUUCUAAAGCUGAUGAUGUUAGGUUCAAUGUUUUUGGCAUACCCACGUAUCGUGAAAAUCAGAGGGAGAUCAUUAAUGCAAUCAUGAGUGGAAGAGAUGUUGUAGUGAUUAUGGCUGCAGGCGGUGGCAAAAGCCUGUGUUACCAGCUUCCAGCUGUUCUUCAUGAUGGAGUUGCUCUUGUUGUCAGUCCUUUACUUUCUUUAAUUCAGGACCAGGUAAUGGGUUUGACUGCUUUAGGCAUUCCAGCGUAUAUGUUGACAUCAACUACUAGUAAGGAAGAUGAGAAGUUCAUAUACAGGGCUCUUGAAAAAGGUGAAGAAAAUCUCAAAAUAUUGUAUGUCACACCAGAAAAGAUAUCAAAGAGCAAGAGAUUUAUGUCAAAACUUGAGAAGUGCCAUCAUGCCGGUCGUCUCUCUCUAAUCUCAAUUGAUGAGGCACAUUGUUGUAGUCAGUGGGGUCAUGACUUUCGACCCGACUACAAGAAUCUUGGUAUCCUCAAGACUCAGUUUCCUAAUGUUCCUGUGGUUGCUUUGACUGCAACUGCAACACAGAAGGUCCAAACUGAUCUGAUGGAGAUGCUGCACAUCUCAAGAUGUGUUAAAUUUGUCAGCACAGUCAACAGGCCAAAUCUCUUUUAUAUGGUGCGAGAGAAGUCAUCAGUUAGUAAGGUGGUUAUCGAUGAAAUUGCUGAAUUCAUUCAAGAAUCUUAUCCAAAUAAUGAAUCUGGGAUAGUUUAUUGCUUUACUAGAAAGGAAUGUGAACAGGUGGCAAAGGAGUUGCGAGAGAGAGGAAUUUCAGCUGACUAUUAUCACGCAGAUAUGGAUGUAAAUGCUCGUGAACGAGUACAUAUGCGGUGGAGCAACAACAAAUUGCAAGUUAUUGUUGGUACGGUAGCAUUUGGUAUGGGAAUCAACAAACCAGAUGUCAGGUUUGUCAUCCAUCACAGCUUGAGUAAAUCAAUGGAGACAUACUACCAGGAAAGUGGUCGAGCUGGACGAGAUGGUCUACCUUCUGAAUGCCUGCUCUACUUCAGACCAGCUGAUGUUUCUAGGCAGAGUUCCAUGGUCUUCUAUGAGAACUCCGGUUUGCAGAAUCUCUAUGACAUAGUACGAUAUUGUCAGUCUAAAAGACAGUGCCGCCGGAGUGCCUUUUUUCGGCAUUUUUCUGAGCCAUUACAGGAUUGCAAUGGGAUGUGCGACAAUUGUGCAUUCUCAAGUGAAGUUAAGGAAGUGGACGUCACUCGCCAUGCACAACUUAUGGUUUCUUUGCUACAAGAUAUGCAAGAGAAUGAUCAGAGAUUGACAAUGUUGCAAUUAGUAGACAAAAUGAAAGUAAAGCACAAGGAACUAGGUUCUGAAUUGAAGAGAGAGGAAAGCGAACAACUUGUCAUACAGCUUAUAGUGCAUCGUAUAUUGAAAGAAGAAUUUCAGCAUACAGCUUAUGCCACAAAUGCUUACGUAACAGUCGGGUCAUUUGCCAACCAAGUAUUACAGGGGAGGAAAAGUGUGCAUCUUGAAAUUUCUAGGAGAGAGAAGAAUAUGGCUGGUCUGAAAUCAGCCAAACGCAGGCCGUCAUCUUCUAUUUUGGAGUUUAAGCUUGAUGAGCUGCGAAAAGAAUUGUCUUCAAUCCAGGGGGGAAUAUUCCCCCAUUCUAUCUUGUCUACUCAACAAAUCGGCAUGAUAAGUUCCCAGAAGCCAAAUUCAAUGAAACAGUUGGAGAAAAUCAUCGGAAAAUUGAAGACGGAGAAGUAUGGAAGUAGAAUUCUUGAUCAAGUUGAGAAGUACUCCAAUUCUGAGCAGACUAAUGAGGUAAAGGAGGAGCAGGGAAGUCAAAAUAGAGCUAACAAACGGCUGAAAACGAAAAAGGCUCUUGUUCUUAUUGAAAGCAGCGAUGAUGAAGCGUGAGUGGAUCCGUAAAUCUAAGGGGAUUUUUGUCAUUUGCCUCGUUCCUUCACCCAGCAUUCUGGAGAGAGACGGCUGUUUACACAACUGUAUGUUUACAACUUAUAUUCUUGUAACUUUCUUGAAUAUUUAGUUGAAAAAAAAACAUUAUUAUUUA